Molecule: messenger RNA, 763 nt
Organism: Acromyrmex echinatior (Panamanian leafcutter ant)
Lineage: Eukaryota; Metazoa; Arthropoda; Insecta; Hymenoptera; Formicidae
Product: cilia- and flagella-associated protein 298
Biological process (GO): regulation of cilium movement
Source: RefSeq, a predicted model, not a curated record
AGGAGCUGGCUAAGCAUGGCGUGAUGUUACCACCUGACAUAAUGGGCCUCACGGACGAUCAGGUCGAGGAGCUCAAGCUCAAGGACGAAUGGGCAGACAAGUGCGUGCCCAUGGGCGGUUGGACUUUCAACAAAGACAAGAUCGGUCGCAGAAAUGGCAGACAACCCAACGAAAAGAUGCAGGAGGUGCUGAAAAAAACUAUUGAAGAUGCACGUACCAUGACAUCAAAAAAAUUAGUGCAACAAGAGAAACUGAUUACUCAAAAAACAGUUCAAGAAGCUCUGGAUUUGUUAAGAGGCGCCGUCAUGAUUGUUUAUCCGAUGGGACUUCCACUACACGAUGUGAUACGUAAAGAAUUUGAGAAUACCGAAGAUCUCACCGGUACUCAAGCUUCUCUCGAGGUAAUCGAUAUGCAACUGGCUCAACUAUGGUUCUCCGGAAAGGAGUUAUUACCUGGGAAGAAGAUGAAGGACUUUGUGGGUAAUAACGAGAAAACUAAAGUGAUUGUGAAACUACAAAAAAGAGGAUCUGGAAAACCAGCGAGGGAGCCAUUAAUGUCAGAAGAUGAACGGAAACAAUUAAUGUUGCACGCAUACCGUCGUCAAGAACAGCUGAAGGACCGCCAACGAGAGGGACGAAUCAGACUGGAACUAUCCCCGGCUGCAUCAUUAAGGUCAAUCUGCCUCACUAUGCCAGUGUGGCACCUAGUACCAUGCCGAUAAAGAGGAUAGUACAAUGGCGGCUCUACUAUUUCUACACGAUA